UCAAGAUUCAUCUAUAUCCAUCCCCGCCAUACUCUCUCUGUAUGUGUAUAUAUAAAUAUGAAUAUUUAUAAAAACCACGUCAAAUCUUAUUGUUAUCUGCGGAUAGCAUUUAUAACCCAGAAAAAUUUUUACCCAAAAGAGGAAAGUUUCAUGGACCUUGCCAUCUUAAUUAUACCGAAUAUAGUAGUAUUGCUGUAUGGUGCUCAAUUCCUCUCUUUCUUGGUUUCACUCCAUUUCAAUUAGUGUUGCUGUUAUUGUCAGAUUUUUGCCCAUUCCUCGUUUUCACCUUUUCCUUGUAUUCCUUCAUUCCCUCUUAUAGACCAUAGUCUUGGCCUUUUGAAAUCUCUUAAUUGAGUUCAAGAUUGGAUCUUUUACAGAUCUUUCACUUGAUCCUAAUAUAAUUUUUCUGAUUCAAGUUGUUCCAUUUGUGUUAAGAAAAAGGCCCAGGAGAGAAAUAAAACUGAUCCAUUCUAGCAAAUUUAGUUGAAUCAGUCCAAGAAAUACAAUAUAUUUGUCCAGAUAAUUAAGGGUAACUACUGUCGUCUCAGACUCAACUGGAAAUAACAAGGCCCAUAAUACUGAUAUUGGUGUUGGGAAACUUAGAAGAAAUGGCAUCAGUGUUUUUGUACCAUGUGGUGGGGGAUCUGACAGUGGGAAAACCUGAGCUGGUUGAGUUUGCACAGACAGAAACAGUGGAGGCUGCAAUUCGGGCCAUAGGGGAAUCCUCGGAAGGAGGAAUUCCCGUGUGGAAGAAGAGAUCACAGAAGAGUGUGAUUGAGAAUGCAGAAAUGAGGCAGCAGAGGUUUGUGGGCUUCCUGAAUUCCCUUGAUAUUGUGGCGUUCUUGGCCAGAGAGGAGUGUCUGGCUGAUCAGGCUACGGCCAUCAAGACACCGGUUUCCGAGGUCAUAAUUCACAACAAUUCAGAACUGAAGGUGGUUGAUCCUGGCACAAGAUUGAUAGAUGCUCUGGACAUGAUGAAGCAAGGCGUGAAGCGACUCCUUGUUCCCAAGAGCAUAGUCUGGAGAGGAAUGAGCAAGCGCUUCUCAUUUCUCUACAAUGGAAAAUGGCUCAAGAACAUUGACACCUCUAGUGCCAAUAACACAAAUCCUAUUGCCAACACUAACAUUCCGUCAUCAUCAUCUUCCACUUCCGCCAUCCAGGACAAGUUUUGUUGUCUGUCAAGAGAAGAUAUUCUACGUUUCAUCAUUGGUUGCCUUGGCGCGUUGGCUCCUUUACCUCUUUCCUCAAUUGCUUCUCUUGGAGUCAUCAAUCCAAACUACUGCUCCAUUGAAGCAUCUUGCCCAGCCAUUGAUGCCACCAAAAAGCUUCCCCAAGAUCCAUGUGCAGUUGCUGUUGUGGAGCCAACAUCAGAUGGUCAAUAUAACAUCAUUGGCGAAAUAUCUGCCUCUAAACUGUGGAAAUGUGAUUACUUAGCUGCAUCAUGUGCUCUGGCUAAUCUCUCUGCUGGACAGUUUGUUAUGGGGGUUGAAGAUAACAUGACGCCAAGAUCACUUCCUGAUAUUGCACUUAAUCAAAUGGUUGGGGAGACGAAUUUAGGUAAUGGAGGAAGCCCAACCAAGCCGAAAAAGUUCAGCAGUAGAAGUAUUGGGUUCUUUAGCAAUGCGGCCAACUCAAAUUUCGGGGGUGGUAGGAGCAUCUAUCGGGGUAGAAGUGCACCAUUGACGUGUAAAGUGACUAGCUCGCUGGCUGCAAUAAUGGCUCAAAUAUUGUCUCACCGGGCAACACAUGUUUGGGUUACUGAGGCUGAAAACGACGAUAUAUUAGUUGGUGUCAUGGGUUAUGCUGAUAUCAUGGCUGCAGUAACCAGACAAUCGGCUCCUGCCGUUUCUGAAAGCCAGCCAUCUUGAGUUUUUGCCAGCCCAUAUUUUGUAAGAAUUUCGGAAUGGUGGGGUGUUUGUGUUUGUGUAUCCAUUUCAUUGAUUUGUCUUGUUAAUGUUACAAGGAAAUUGUGUGCAUGUCAUGAAUGUGAAUUGUGACAUUAUACCAUACUUUUUCUCAAAUUUUCUUUAAAGUUUCUGUACAAUUUAUAACUCAAAAUUGACUGAACUUAAUGAAUCAAAACUUUUUUC
Messenger RNA from Olea europaea var. sylvestris, 2090 nucleotides. RefSeq names its product CBS domain-containing protein CBSX6-like. The transcript has 2 exons. Lineage: Eukaryota; Viridiplantae; Streptophyta; Magnoliopsida; Lamiales; Oleaceae. The record is from RefSeq and is a predicted model, not a curated record. The coding region runs from base 609 to 1868 and encodes 419 amino acids.